GCGUGGAGCUGUUGGGAUUAGGARGCAAGUGGCGCAUAUCACCUUGUGGGAAAGCAUACGGAUACACCUGUAUGUUUCCCAAUGAGAUGCAGAUACUGCAGCAACUGGCUGUUCUGGUGGUAUGCCGCAGUCUAGCAACAGGCCAGAUCUCGUCACGUUACUUCUUCCCCCAAAAACCCAUGCCCUGGGUCAAAGGUCGUGAGUACUGUCAGAGCCACUUUGUGGACCUUGCUGUUUUGAACACAGAGGAGGAAUACUCUGCUCUCCUCAGUGCCAUCCCCACAAACAACGCCAGCUUUUGGCUUGGUCUCCAUAAGAAGAGCAGUGGCUGGGAGUGGACCGAUGGGGAACAGCUGAGACUCACUCACUGGUACAACUACAACCAUGAGGGCCACUGUGUAAGCUUGGAGGCCAUGUUUGAAGAAAAGGACAAGCUACUGGCUCGUUAUUGUAAUGAGCAGCACAGGGUCGUUUGUCAGGGGCCCGUUUCCCCUCAAUCAGUGUCUGUGGACUUUGUGAACAUCGAUCACGUGAAUCUAAGCUGGAACAUCUCUGCACUUAUGCAGACGACUUCUCACUAUUACAAUGUGACAAUAUGCAGCUUCAUUUGUGAAACGCUGUCCUAUUUCUACACCAAUGGCUCCUCCCUUAUGAGCAUCAGCGUCUCCAAUUUAAGUGCAGCCACAGAGUACUUCAUAUACGUUUCUGCUGUGGUUAUUCAUCUUGACCAUGGGACCAACAGGAAAUGGAUUCUUCAAGAUAAUCCUACAACGUUAAAAGCUAAAACAGCAACAUCUAAUAAGACUCACAAAAUCUUUUUCAUCGUUUCGAAUUCAUUCAGUCUGGUUUUGUUGGCCUCUUCAUUUUGGUGUAUUUAUCACAUUGUGAAAAAAGAGACAGUCCAAGACACAUCGUCAGUGGAUUCAACGAUUGCUGAACUGUUACCACACAGAAGUGGGUCAGAAAAACUGGAAAAUGUCAUAUUUUAGCAACCAAUAAAAAAGUUUUAC
This is a messenger RNA of Poecilia reticulata (guppy), 1010 nucleotides long. Lineage: Eukaryota; Metazoa; Chordata; Actinopteri; Cyprinodontiformes; Poeciliidae. The record is from RefSeq and is a predicted model, not a curated record.